Meloidogyne enterolobii is the source of this 609-nucleotide messenger RNA. The record is from the annotation of a GenBank genome assembly. Lineage: Eukaryota; Metazoa; Nematoda; Chromadorea; Rhabditida; Meloidogynidae.
AUGCAAAGUGGAAGAACACAGGCUGAGGCUGUUACGAGGAAAUUACUUCGAGAAGCACAGGAAAAGUGUAAAACAACAACUACAACUUCCACAACGACAACAACUACCACAACAACGACUACUACAACAACAAAUCCAUUUACGGGGUGCGAACAAGAUUUAGUUCUUGUUUUUGACUUUUCUACAACUACAGAGCCUGUCUACAAAGACUAUAUACGUCUUGGAGAACAAUUAGUCUCUCAACUUUAUGUUUCUCCCAGACAUACACGUGUUGCUCUUAUAACUUUUAGUAGUCCUGGUAAAACACAUACUCACUUUGACUUGAAACAAUACAAAACUGGAGAUCAGGUAAUAAAGGCAAUACAUGAUGUUCAGUAUAUUGGGGGACUUACUUCUGUUGGCCAAGGCAUUCAUGAAGGGGCAAAACAGGCAGAUGUUCACAAAGGGGGGAGACCCGGGCUUGCAAAUAAAAUAAUGAUUAUUUUCACUGAUGGAUGGCAAAAUAAAGGACCUGAUCCAGGUAAAGAAGCAAAAUUGGCAGAAGCUCUAGGCUUCAAAAUUUACUCUGUUUCUGUUGUUGUGAGUUUAUUUAAAUAUUCGAAUCUCUAG